This is a messenger RNA of Limulus polyphemus (Atlantic horseshoe crab), 1225 nucleotides long. RefSeq names its product protein SET-like. Gene Ontology annotation, molecular function: chromatin binding; histone binding. The record is from RefSeq and is a predicted model, not a curated record. Gene Ontology annotation, cellular component: nucleus; chromatin. The transcript is spliced from 7 exons. Lineage: Eukaryota; Metazoa; Arthropoda; Merostomata; Xiphosura; Limulidae. Bases 132 to 1010 code for a protein of 292 amino acids. Gene Ontology annotation, biological process: nucleosome assembly.
AUAAACGAGAGUGUCAAAAGUAGGCCUAACGACGGCAUUGUUGUGAACAGUGUUUUCUAUCGAGUUAUCAAAGAACACGUUUCUUUAAUUCUCAGGAUACUUUUAUUAGAGAGGGAGAGAAAAAAAUAAAAAUGUCUGCGACUGGAGCAUCAUCCAAAAAAAGUAGAAAAAUUGAAGGAUCAAGUUCUACUGGAGAUAUAGACGAAAACAGCAGGGAUUUUGAUCCAGAAACACAAAAGUCAUUAGAAGAGAUUGACGCUUGCCAGAACGAAAUUGAUGCUUUGAAUGAGAAAGCAAGUGAAGAAAUCCUUAAAGUCGAACAGAAAUAUAAUAAGUUAAGAAAACCAUUUUUUGACAAAAGAAAUGAUUUAAUUGAGAAAAUACCAAACUUCUGGGUCACAGCAUUUGUCAAUCAUCCACAAAUUUCAGCAAUUUUGGAUGAGGAGGAAGAAGAGUGCUUGCACUUCAUGUGCAAACUAGAAGUAGAGGAGUUUGAAGACAUCAAGUCGGGUUACAGAAUCAAGUUUUUCUUUGAUGAAAAUCCAUAUUUUGAAAAUAAUGUGAUCGUGAAAGAAUUCCAUCUGGGAUCAUCAGGGGAUCCUGCAUCACACUCAACAACUAUCAAGUGGAAAAAUGGGAUGGAUCUAACAAAGAAACAAAAAGAACGACAAGCACAGAUGAAAAACAGUCAGAAGAGAAGGCAUGAACUGCCAAGGACUUUCUUUUUGUGGUUCAGUGACCAUGGGGAUGCAUCAGCUGAUGAUAUAGCUGAGGUAAUAAAAGAUGACAUGUGGCCCAACCCACUUCAGUAUUUUCUUGUUCCAGACAUUGAAGUUGAGAAUGGUCUAGAUGAUGAUGAAAGUGAUGAUGACGAAGUAGACGACUCUGCAGUUGUUGAAGAGGAAGGCAAAGACGAGGAAGAUGCAGAAGAUGAAGAAGAGGGAGAGGAUGAUAUUGAUGAAGAAGAGGCUUAUGAAGAAGGAGAGGAAGAAGGAGGUAAAGGUGAAUGAAAGAAUGCAACCAAGAUGCAGAAUAUGUUUCCACUGAAAGCCUCGUAACAUCCAGAUUCAUUCUUACAGAGAAGAUUCUUGUUUUCUUCAUCUUUCAAAAAGUUUUGGUAAUUAAUUGGCAUCCACCAUUUUAGUGUAUGAAAAAAAAAGCAGCAAUAAAAAAUUAGUUUUUUCUAACUAUAUGUAAAAUCAAAUAAACUUGUGUAUAUAUUUUC